AUGGAAUCAUCUAUCUCGGCGAAAGGGAGUGCGCUUCCACCGGGAGCGGUCGGCGAGGUGGAAGCGAACCCACCAACGUCCGAAACAGAAGAUAUGGAGGAAGAACGGAAGAACUUUUUCAAAAUUAUCGCCGCUUUCAAGUACUACAGACGCAGUUCGAUGAUAGAGCUGAUGCGAAAGGAGCACUUCCUUGAGACCCUACCGCAGGCACACCAGACGAUGUUGGUGAAAUAUCGGGAUCACCUGCGCAACAUCAAGCAGUGCAUCGACGUAAACAUGCAAGUUAUUACACAGAUCAUUCAGGACGCUAACUGCCUUUUUCAAAAUACGGAUCAUAACAUUGAACCAGAUCGCGAGUUUCCCGACGGCGUUAAGCUGCGGUAUCAAGAUUUUCAAAAGGUUCAAAUAACGCUCAAACAAAUAUUUCGCGAUUGGAGCGAGCAAGGCAAGCUGGAAAGGGAUCAGUGCUACAAGCCGAUAGUAGACGAGAUUACGAAAUUCUUCGACCCAGCAGAAUAUGACAUCUCAAAGGUGAAAAUUCUCGUACCGGGGGCAGGUUUAGGUCGGCUGAUAUACGAACUUGCAUGUCAAGGGUUCUACUGUGAAGGAAACGAAUUCUCUCUUUUUAUGCUGAUCGCCUCCAAUUUUGUGCUAAACCGGUGCGUUAUUGCAAACCAGUGUACGAUUUACCCAUGGGUGCAUCAGUUCGUGAACAAUCUUAGUCAAAAGAAUCAACUCAUGCCGAUCUCAUUCCCCGAUGUUAGCCCAAUGAAAUUCCCACCGAAAGGAACCAUGAACAUGGUCGCUGGGGACUUUUUACAAGUUUACCGCGAUGAAAAUUACUGGGAGUGUAUAGCGACCUGUUUUUUCAUCGAUUGUGCAAACAACAUUAUUGAAUUCAUCGAAGUUAUUAAGCAAAUAUUGAAACCCGGCGGUAUUUGGGUAAACCUGGGACCAUUGUUGUACCACUUUUCAGACGUUCCGCAGGAAGGCAGCAUCGAACCGACCUAUGAGGACCUACUUGAAAUUAUUCGUUCACUUGGGUUCAUCAUUCUCAAAAACGAAACGGAUAUCGUUACGACGUACUCUCAAAAUCCAAACUCCAUGCACCAAAGCCACUACAACAGCAUUUAUUUAGUGUGUCAGAAACCUAGCAACUGA
This is a messenger RNA of Anopheles nili, 1161 nucleotides long. Its product is annotated as carnosine N-methyltransferase. The transcript has 7 exons. NCBI's taxonomy places the organism in Eukaryota, Metazoa, Arthropoda, Insecta, Diptera, Culicidae. Gene Ontology annotation, molecular function: S-adenosylmethionine-dependent methyltransferase activity. The record is from RefSeq and is a predicted model, not a curated record. The coding region runs from base 1 to 1161 and encodes 386 amino acids.